UAAUUUUCCCCUUGGAUGGAACUGACAGACUUUUCUGCUUCUGUCAUAAACAAGCGUCUUUCUUUCAUUGCUUCCCGUCUAAAUGCUACCUCCAGGGUGACUCCUGGGACCAGAGCGGAUCUGUGAGAGUGCUAUUUUUUUUCUCUCCUGAGCUGACUUUUUGAUUCUGUCAGCUGCUCUUUGUUUCGGAAAAGGCUGGAGCACCUUUGAUUAUUUAUUUACAUCAUACUAUUUGAUAUUCUUCAACUUUAAGGGAUAAUACCACAUAAAUGGAGAUAAGUAUUAAUGCAACCUUGUUUUUCUCCUGAACCGUGCUCUUGAUUUUUACAUAGGCAGACUGAUGGGAACUCCUGAAAAGCCUUACCAUGCAUAUAAAUAAGAGACAAGGCUCAAGUAAUAUGAAGACGAUCAAAUUGAAACAAUUACUCUCGGGGUUCAUUUUGCUCGGUGUAGUAAACCUAAGCAUCCAGCAAGUGUCCAGUGGCAACCAAAGCUCUCGAGGACCGAGAAGAUCAUCACAGGAGAGGACAGGGAUUUGUGAAGUGGUUACUGCUCAUCGCUGCUGCAAUAAAAACAAGAUUGAAGAGCGCUCUCAAACAGUCAAGUGUUCUUGCUUCCCAGGACAGGUAGCUGGGACAACAAGGGCACUGCCCUCUUGUGUUGAAGCUUCCAUUGUGCGUCAGAAAUGGUGGUGUAAAAUGGAGCCCUGUCUGCAGGGGGAGGAGUGUCGAGUUCUCCCUGACCUCACUGGUUGGUCAUGCAUCUCAGGGAACAAAGUGAAGACCACAAAGCGAUACGAUAGCCAUCCAGAUUGUCUCAAGACGCAACACAGAAGUCUCUGCCCAAGCUCCCUGGAGCGUGCACUGAGGAAAAGAAAUCAAGGUGGCACGGUAGCAAGACAGAAGCUUCUGGAAAAGAAUUAAAUUCUCACCUGACAUGCUGGAGUCAACUUCAGACAAAGCAGAGGAAAAAAAAUAACGGCUAUUAAAUUAAAUACCUCUUGGCUUGGCAUAAAAACUGCAGAAACUCACUAUUUAAUUUUCAUGUUCUUUGAACAGUUUUAUUUUGUGUUAAUCCUCCAUAGAGAACACUCUAUUAAAUUCAAGUAAAGAUUAAAUGAUGAAGUUUUUUUUUUUUCCAAUCCAAACAGCUUCUGCUAAAGUCUUUGUUUCUGUGCUUAAAAUGCAGGGCACACUGUGAUGCGCUCAAUCAAGGUUUGGACCGAGCUGCUGGCAGACCCUUAAAAAGAGAUUCUGUGGAUUUUUCAGGUGGCAGAAAGUGAACCCAGUAUGUGCCUCAUGAGUCGCUGCUGCUUAAAGCAGCAGACCGCAAAUACUAAGAAAUUUAUGAUUACAUGGUGUAGCAAUUGUAGUCAGUGCUGUCCCUUACUCUUAGCUUCCUAACGAGGUCAGGUCCCUUUAGACUAGUCCUUACCUCAAAGAAUCACUCUCACACAUUCACAUACUCAAGCACAUGCAUACAAAGGCAGUUUUUUACUCCAGUGGUCACAAGCCACCACCUGCAAGGAUUUGAUGGCAUGCACACAAGCAUGAAGUCCUGACGCAAAACAAGGACUGUUUGAAAUGCUAAUCAUCAGUAGAAAGAAGCAGAAAAAAAAAAAGAAAAGUAGGUUCUUAACUGUAGACAGUCUUUACACCAAGCUGUUUUGUUUGUCUCUCUAAACUGAGAGCACCCAUGGAGGAGAUUCUUCUUAUAGUAAUGAUUUAAAACACUGGCGUUUUCCUGCCUAGGAGCGAAUCGUCGCCUCUAACAGAGCAGAAUGUUUAUUACCACUUAAUCAGUUGUGCUUUUAAUAUGCAUAAUGCACAUAUUCCUCCUGGACUCAUCCUGAUUGCUUCUCUUUUAUCUCUUGAAAAACCAAGCAUUUUUACCUUCGUGAAAAUAUUUUUUUUCACCCUUUUUUAAAUAGCACAAAUUUAGCAGCUGCAAAUCACUUCAUUUUAGGCAUCAUGCUUGUAUGAAGGCCACAUGCUGCGGUGGCUGAAAGCACCUGAAUUUUAAGCAGCUUUCUCAACAUCACACAAUUAUCCAUUAUAAUUGUCUCAGUUCAGACAAGAUCUUUUUUCGGGCUAUCAGAUCAUUCAAGAAUUUUUGCAGGAUUUGCUUUGUAAACAUUGAAGUUAGAAUUACUGUACCAUUUGCUAUUUGAAGAACUGUGAAUGUUGAUCAUAUUAAUCAUAUAACUCCAGGAUGGUGACCAAAUGUUUGUGCCUACCCUAAAACAGGGAGGUGACUGAGUGUAAAGUACAUUUUGCACGACAGAGUUUCUGUCAAAUGUCACAUAAAGGCUAAACUUGGCUAAAGCUUGAGGCACUGCUGAAGCAUUUGGGUUAAAAGAUGUUUGAACUGAGCUGAACAUGUGUUUUGCUUAUGUAGAAGGUAUUUCAGUAAAGGUUGGCAAGUACAUAAGUGAGUAUGCCAUUUAUAAUUAUAAAAUUCUUAAUCUAAAAAAAAUUAAACAAGA
Molecule: messenger RNA, 2485 nt
Organism: Cyprinodon tularosa
Lineage: Eukaryota; Metazoa; Chordata; Actinopteri; Cyprinodontiformes; Cyprinodontidae
Product: chemokine-like protein TAFA-2
Exons: 6
Coding region: 366-923 (185 amino acids)
Molecular function (GO): receptor ligand activity
Source: RefSeq, a predicted model, not a curated record